CACGCUUCCCUCUAUUUAUUUAUCCCUCACAUAUUUUCUUUCUCCACCCAAUCACAAUCUCUCAAGUUGAGUCUUUGUGUUUGUGCUUUGCUUUCAUUCAUCUCAGAACUGGAUUCACAGAAUCUCAGAACCAUGGCUGAUGCUAACGGUAACGCCAUUGAGGCCAACGUGGUGGAAACAAAAGAUGGAACCAUUUCUGUGGCUUCUGCUUUUGCUGCGCAUCAAGAAGUUGUACAGGAUAGAGAUCACAAGUUCUUAACACUAGCAGUUCAAGAAGCUUAUAAGGGAGUUGACUGCGGAGAUGGAGGGCCAUUUGGUGCUGUUAUUGUUUGCAAUGAUGAAGUAGUUGUCAGCUGUCACAACAUGGUUCUGACACACACUGAUCCAACUGCACAUGCAGAGGUUACUGCCGUAAGAGAGGCCUGUAAGAAGCUGAAUCAGAUAGAGCUGUCAGACUGUGAAAUAUAUGCAUCUUGUGAGCCAUGUCCAAUGUGUUUCGGUGCUAUUCAUCUUUCAAGACUUAAGAGGUUGGUUUAUGGAGCCAAAGCUGAAGCAGCUAUUGCAAUUGGGUUCGAUGAUUUCAUUGCUGAUGCUUUGAGAGGCACUGCAGUUUAUCAGAAGGCUCACAUGGAGAUUAAGAAAGCUGAUGGCAACGGUGCACUCCUUGCUGAACAAGUAUUUGAGAAAACAAAGGCCAAGUUUUCCAUGUAUUGAUCUUUCAUUAUAACCUUUGAUUGUGAAAAUUUCACAAUAAUUGGUCUAAAACUCAAUUCUCUGAUUACAAGACAUUGCCCGUACAGAUUCAGUUAAAAAAAAAAUUUGGUGAUUCAGUACAGUUGCAUCAAUAAUGGAUUUUCAUUACAUUGUUA
Messenger RNA from Rosa chinensis, 869 nucleotides. Its product is annotated as guanosine deaminase. Gene Ontology annotation, biological process: purine nucleoside catabolic process. Gene Ontology annotation, molecular function: zinc ion binding; guanosine deaminase activity. The coding region runs from base 133 to 714 and encodes 193 amino acids. The record is from RefSeq and is a predicted model, not a curated record. The transcript is spliced from 5 exons. NCBI's taxonomy places the organism in Eukaryota, Viridiplantae, Streptophyta, Magnoliopsida, Rosales, Rosaceae.